Messenger RNA from Thunnus maccoyii (southern bluefin tuna), 4575 nucleotides. RefSeq names its product G-protein coupled receptor 22-like. NCBI's taxonomy places the organism in Eukaryota, Metazoa, Chordata, Actinopteri, Scombriformes, Scombridae. Gene Ontology annotation, cellular component: membrane. Gene Ontology annotation, molecular function: G protein-coupled receptor activity; peptide binding. The transcript is spliced from 2 exons. Bases 2704 to 4020 code for a protein of 438 amino acids. Gene Ontology annotation, biological process: G protein-coupled receptor signaling pathway. The record is from RefSeq and is a predicted model, not a curated record.
GAGCGGGAGAUAGAGAGAUACCAAGAGUGUGAUGGUUUGCACUCCUAUCCAGACAGUUAGGCAGGGAGGGAGCGCAACAGAGAGUUGAUGAGAUGAGGAGUAUUCACACACCAGUCCAUAUGGAUGGAUGAGAGGAAAAAAAAGGGGACAAAGGGAGGAAAAGAAGAAUCCCACCAACAUCCCUGUCAGGACUAAUCUCUAUGGACAUGUUUUUUUUUUCUCUGCGGGACUCAGGAAGGGAAAGAACAUCUGUCAGUUGUGUGACCCGUGUAUGUUCAUCAAUAUUCAUUCCUAAUUCUUGGAUUACUGCUGGAAGGAGCAGAUGAUAAACCAGCAGUUGGUAUCAGUCGACCUAGAUUGUUGCAGAGCUGGAAGCAGAGGGGACAGCGUGGUGUAUGGACCAGCUCCGGAGCGUCUGUGUUUACCCUGCAUGGUGAGCUUUGCUGUGUUUUGAUGGGGCACUCUACUUAUUGGUUUGAUUUACAGCACUCCGCUGAGCGGCACGUAUGUGAAAGCGAAGAAAACUGAACGACAAUCAUCCCCAUUAAACAAAAAAACAAAUGCACGGGAUUAGAAACCAUUAUCAAUGUCAUUUCCUGAGUAACUUCAGUUUAUGUUGAAAGACUUUUAUUUAGAAACAUACUGUUGUGAUUUAAGUGAAACCUACUUGUAAUUGAUUUAAAUACUGUAUGCUCAGCCUUAAACUUGUAAUUCCAAGUAGAUGUUACUGUAAACAUAAUACUCUUGAACAGCCUCCUUGUACAGUGAUUAAAUUAAACAAUUAUAUUAUAUUCAGAACAGUGAGGCUUUGCCAAACGAGAAAUUUGAUAUGCAAAGUGCACUUAUAUUCCUACAGAAUUUAGUAUGCAAGCUCAAUCUCUUUUUCAUGGAACACAAGCAUGGUACUUAUUGCUCAUAUGUGCUGACAUUGUGGCUAAAGUAUGGCAUCCCUCUCUGAAACAACCUUGAAGAAUGACCGACAUGUUCCUCUGAAGAGAUUACAUGGAUCACGUAUACUGACACACGAGGAGGCAUCCCUGUCUUUAUGACAAGUUCCCCGAGGAUCACACUGCGCUAAAGCUCUAAGCAAGUCUGCCCUAUCAUGAAAAUUGUAUGACCAUUUCAUCACCACUGUGGCUGUACAACAGACAUAGAAUAAUUUACAACAGGCAUAUCCCCGUAAUAAUUUACACUAUACGCAACAAGAAUAGCAAAAUAUAACUACAGUUAAUCUUCAAUCUGAAAAUGGGUGGCUGAGAUGUAAAAUACCAGUUGCUUUCAUGCAGCCCUUUAAUAGUGCUACUGUUAUGUUAAUGCAAUAGCAAAGAUGUGAAGUGCAUCAGGCGAUGCACAGGAACAUGAUAAGACAUCAGAGGCUUGUUGCUAUGCUAAUGAGACUUUCCUUGUCGCCUCUCUACUUAGGAAAUGUUUAUUUUCACUAACGCAUCCCCCACACUUCCCUCUCCUACUCCUCCUACUCUCUCUCCCUAUCUCUAUUGCCCAUUACCCUUUCCUUUCUCUCUCUUCAGGUCACCGUGUAAGAAAGAUUUGGGAUUGAAGAACAGACGGAUGAUGUAGUAUACAGGUCCCGCCGCCUUAAGUCUGAUUCUUGUGCAGCAUCUUUGUGUAAAUCUACAUGGCAGGCUCUCUGUCUGAUGAACUCACUGCCACUUCCUCAUGAGGAUGACCUUCUACUGAAAUCGCUGUAUCAACCCCCCUCCCAUGCAUGUAAAAAUACUGCUGAUCACAAAUGUCAUGGUGAUCACACGUUAUGGUGAUUGGACAUACAUGCACUGUAAUAAUCUGCUCGACUCACGCAAUCUCCAGUGAUUGAGGGUUCAAAAUGUCGAGGGGCAAACUGGAGACCUGUGCUCGAUUUACAAGUCAAUGGCUGCUGGAGCCAGGCAUUCAGAGACUGAUGAGAAAGGUGGACAGUGAAGGCCUGUUCCAUUAGUGCUCCCAGGGGAGGCAUGGGCCUGGAUGCUGCCCGGAUGCACUGACCUCUCCUGGACAGAUUCUGGACAUUACUAUGGUGUGCACUGGGGAAUCUAUGGCUGACUGACAAACUCUGUCACUUGGAAUACAAGCUAAUGGAUGUAACAUUUUUUUUAGAUUUACAGAUCUAACUACUAUCUUCUCACUGGGGACAAAAAAGCAAAAAGCAAGGAUUUGGAUCAUACUAUGAGCAGUGCAUUCCAGCCUUGUGCAAAGGAAAGAGUCUGUGUUUCUUUUGUUUUCUUGGUUGGCGGUGUCCCUCUUGCCUGGGAAUAUCAUGAGAUUAUAAACAGGAGGUGGCUCCGACAUCUUAUCCCUGUUCCACUCAUCAGUCAAUGCUCCCACCAUAACCAAAGUAAACGGACCAGUCUGAAAAAAAGUCUGUAAAGGACAUUAGACUAUAUUCUCUCACCUCCACUGGAUGCAGUUGGCUGAUUCCCUAGCUUUCUUGCCACCGAGGUCAGGAAGAAAGAGCUGGCAGCCCAUAGACAGUCUUUGGUGAGACGGACAGGUGCAUUUCUGGCUGUCAGCCUGUCCGGGAGGGAAUAGCAGUGAAAGGAAAAGCCUCACAGGGGUGGCUCUGCUGAAGCGGAAACACUUUUCCACUGGCUAUGUUUGGAUGUGAUGCUCGUCUCUGUGGAUCUAACAUGGACUCUAUGGCCUGAUUACACAGCCCCGGUACUCAGAUAGUGCUGGAGGGAAGGGAUAAUGCAUAUCCUUCCCUGCCUGAAAGAAGAAGCCACCAUGAGCAACGUCACGGUCACCGACAACACAGAACCCAUCACCCGCACCAUGAGUCCUGCAACACCCAGUCCGUAUCCCUAUCCCAUUAGUUUCCAGGUCUCCUUAACUGGCUUUCUCAUGCUGGAAAUCCUCCUGGGCCUGAGCUCCAACCUCACCGUGCUUGCCCUCUACUGUAUGAAGUCAAACCUCAUUAGCUCUGUCAGUAACAUUGUCACUAUGAACCUCCAUGUGUUGGAUGUGCUGGUCUGUGUGUGCUGUAUCCCGCUCACCAUUGUGGUGGUACUGCUCUCUCUGGAGGGAGACACUGCCCUCGUCUGCUGCUUUCAUGAGGCCUGUGUCUCCUUUGCUAGUGUUGCCACAGCUGCUAAUGUGCUCGCCAUCACCCUUGAUCGCUAUGACAUCUCAGUCAAACCAGCCAACCGGGUUCUGACCAUGGGCCGUGCCCUUGCCCUGCUGGCUGCCAUUUGGGUGCUGUCCUUUGUUAGUUUUCUGGUUCCCUUUAUUGAGGUGGGCUUCUUUGCCCAGGGCCAUGCUGAGCUCAACCAGACAGUAGUGGAGAACGUGGUCCACACUAACCAGUACUACACAGAACUUGGCCUCUAUUACCACUUGCUGGCUCAGAUUCCCAUUUUCUUCUUUACUGCUGUUGUCAUGCUCAUUACCUACUCGAAGAUCCUGCAGGCACUCAAUAUUCGUAUAGGUACACGUUUCCACGCCUCACAGAAGAAGAAGGCCCGCAGAAAAAAGCGUCCAUCCAUGACAGCCAUGACAACGCAGCAAGAGGCCACAGAUGGAUCCCAGAGCAGCGGCAGCCGAAACCCCACACUGGGCAUGCGUACCUCUGUCUCUGUCAUCAUUGCCUUGCGCAGAGCUGUGAAGCGCCAUCGCGAGAGGCGAGAGCGCCAAAAAAGGGUUUUCAGGAUGUCUCUCCUGAUUGUGUCUACCUUCCUGCUGUGCUGGACGCCCAUCACAGUACUCAACACAGUCAUCCUCAGUGUGGGCCCAAGUGACCUGAUGGUCAAGUUGAGACUGGGCUUUCUGGUCAUGGCAUAUGGGACCACUAUCUUUCACCCUCUGCUCUAUGCCUUCACUAGGCAGAAGUUCCAGAAAGUCCUGAAAAGCAAGAUGAAGAAGAGAGUGGUGUCGAUCAUUGAGGCAGAUCCUACUCCUAAUAAUGCCAUUAUCCACAACUCCUGGAUCGACCCAAAGAGGAACAAAAAGGUGACAUUUGAGGACAAAGACGCCAGACAGAAAUGUCUGUCCUCUGAGGAUGUGGAGUGAUGGAACUCAUAUCUUUUGGAUAUAAAGGCAAUAAAAGCAGCUAAAACUGACAUCAGGUCAUGAUGAAAAAGGGAAAAUGUUAAUCCAAAGCAGUUAUGUAAAUCAUAUGUGCAAUAGAAUGUACAAAAACAAGAGGUGGAUAAUUUAUUACUAUUUAUUGAGAACAAAAGUAGGUUUCAUAGAUAUACCAUAUACUGUACUGUAGAUAUUGCAUGGCUUUUUGUAAUGGUAGCAACAUACAGUACAUUGUGUACAUAAUGAAUACAUGUACAGUAUAGGGGAAACAAGGUAUAUAUAUAAAUAUAUAGAGAUGAGAAAUAGGAAUUGUUAUGUAAAUGUAUAUUUAUAAUAAAUUUUGUGUUCACUCACCUAACGCAGCAAAAGGUUUCCUAUUCCCCCUCCCCCAAGUAAAGUGUUUGUGAUUCUGUAACAGCUGUGAGAUUACUCCCAUUCAUCACCAUGCCACUUGCUCUGACACCAGACCCUGCAUUCCCCAGUGACCACUGACCUUAUUGCCUGGAAGCCCUCUGAGGGGAGGCCCGCAGACUGAAAUGA